AGAGAGAGGAAAGGGAAAAGGGAGAAGGGAAGAGAAGGAGGCACUGACCGCAGUGCAAACCAGGAACCUUGCCCCCUGCCUGAUCAUUAACCUCGCUGGAAAAGGCGGCUGGCUCCCCAGUUUGUCACUGGUGGGUGAGCCGGGCAGGGGCUGCCGGCCGCCUGCAGCCACGCGGGCCGGAUUUCUGUACAUCUCUUCGCCUAUAUACAUACCCACACAGCCUGGGAGCGCGCCUCCGCGCUGACCGCAGACAUGAGGCUCCGGCUGCUCCUCUGGAUCGUGUUUGUGCUCCUGGCGAGCCUCCUCCCCGCCGGCGGGCAGAGGCCGGCCAACCUGGCCCUGCGCAGGAAGCUCCACCGGCACGGCUGCUCCCACCGGCGCUGUGUGCCGCUCCACUCCCGGGUUCCCUUCCCCUGAGCCCCCAGGGGGAGCGUGGGCCAGCAAUUUCAUAAUGGGCUUUUCAGCGUUUUAAAGGAGAAACAAUUAAACUGAUGGAGAAGUUAGUCAGAAGUCCAGAUCGACAACAGCUGAUCUGACAGAGCCACCGCAGCCCCAUCUUCAGCAGUCCUGUCUGCCACAUUCUGCAAGACCUUCUGCAAGACCUGGAACAAAGGCCCCUGGCUCACACCCUAG
Molecule: messenger RNA, 633 nt
Organism: Chroicocephalus ridibundus (black-headed gull)
Lineage: Eukaryota; Metazoa; Chordata; Aves; Charadriiformes; Laridae
Gene: APELA
Product: apelin receptor early endogenous ligand
Exons: 3
Coding region: 253-417 (54 amino acids)
Biological process (GO): apelin receptor signaling pathway; heart development
Molecular function (GO): apelin receptor binding
Source: RefSeq, a predicted model, not a curated record